Molecule: messenger RNA, 985 nt
Organism: Triticum dicoccoides
Lineage: Eukaryota; Viridiplantae; Streptophyta; Magnoliopsida; Poales; Poaceae
Exons: 2
Coding region: 352-699 (115 amino acids)
Source: RefSeq, a predicted model, not a curated record
UCGGCCGUCUCGCUAGGGCCCGAUAUAUGGGCCUAUCGGCCGAAUAAUUUGGCCCAGUUUAAAUUUUUUUUGCCCGGCCCAGCUUCGAGAGCCUUCCAGUUAGGCUUCCGCUGAGACAAAACCACGAACCCACGCUACCUAACCCUAAAUCGCUCUUUCCAUGUCCGUCCUCCUGUGUGCGGCGCCGCCGCUGCGCACAGGCCACAUCUCCUCGCCCUCCUCGACAUCUCCGGCCAAGGCGCUCACUUCUCCGGCCCUCCUCCACAUCUCCUCGCCUCCACCCCAUCCACUUCCUGUCGAAGACUGCGGCAACGGAGCUCGGCGGCUGCGGCCCUUCUCCAAGACUGCAGCAUGGUGCUCGGCGGCUGCGGCAACGGAGCUGAUGGAGCGCGAGCCGACCAGUUCAACGGAGGCAGUAGCACGGGGCAGCGGCAGCAGCAUGGAGGGCGUCCGCUUGACUGGAAAGAGAAUGUAUUUGUUGAUAGUGAGAGUGAGGAUAAUGAUGGGGUGAGUGAGGAUGGGGAAGAUGCUCCAUCCAUGCAUGAUCAGCAAGAGGCGCAAAUGCAAGUGGAAAAAGAGACACAAAUUCAAGUGGAAAAGGACGCACCUCCAAGAGAUGGCAAUUUGGAGACCCGUAGAUCUGUACGGCUUGUCAAGAAGAAGACCAAGGGCAUCAACAGCCUAUACCCUGUUGCUUAGAAAUCUGUUGGCAAGUCUCUUCUUUCUAGUGUUUUGUGAUUCAUGAUAAUUGCUUAGAAAAUUUUAGUUACUUGGAGCUGCUAGUUUCUUAGAUGUAUACACUUUCUAUCCAUGCCUAGCCUUCGUUGUCAUGUUAAGCAAUGUAUUUAUGUUAUCCUGAAAUGUUACCACUUGACUAUUGUUGCACUAGACACCUCCAUGUUAGUCCAUUUUAUUUCAUUAUGCACAAAGUGGAAGAAGAAAAUUCUGAUGUUGAACUACAUCCAUCCUGAUUUUCCUUUUGUAU